Messenger RNA from Didymodactylos carnosus, 2787 nucleotides. NCBI's taxonomy places the organism in Eukaryota, Metazoa, Rotifera, Eurotatoria, Philodinida, Philodinidae. The record is from the annotation of a GenBank genome assembly.
AUGAACUGGCAGCAUCAAUCAGAUGGUUUGCAACAAAUCUUAACACUUUUACGUCAAUCUCAGUCGCCAGAUACUCAAAUACAACGCCAAGUACAAGCACGUUUAGAAGAAUUAAAUCGUUAUCCAGAUUUUAAUAAUUAUCUAGUUUAUAUUUUGACAAAGCUAACACAAGAAGAAGAAGCUACACGAUCUUUGUCCGGUCUUAUAUUAAAAAAUAAUGCCCGGACACAAUAUGAUCGAUUUCCAGAUGAUGUUAAAACAUAUAUUAAACAAGAAUGUUUACAAGCAAUUGGAGAUAGAUCAGCUCUUAUUCGAGCAACAGUGGGAAUUUUAAUAACCACCAUAGUUAGCAAAGGUUCUUUGCAGCAGUGGCCAUCUUUGUUAGAACAUUUAUAUCUAUGUUUGGAUUCUCCUGAUAUUGAUUUAUGUGAAGGUGCAUUUGGUGCACUACAAAAAAUAUGUGAAGAUUCUGCUGAUCAAUUAAAUUCUGACAUGAGUCAACCAUUAAAUGUUUUAAUUCCAAAAUUUAUCCAAUUUUUCCUCCAUUCACAACCAAAAAUUCGUUCACAUGCUAUUGCGUGUGUGAAUGAAUUUAUUACGCCACGUGCACAAUCACUAAUGGAUAAUAUUGACAAAUUUUUAGAAAAUUUAUUUCAAUUAGCGAAUGAUACAGAUGUUGAUGUUCGAAAACAUGUUUGUCGUGCAUUAGUGAUGUUAGUGGAGGUACGAAUUGAUCGUUUGAUUCCUCAUAUGCAGCAGAUUAUCGAAUAUAUGUUAUUAACAUCUCAAGAUCAAGAUGAUACAGUGGCAUUGGAAGCAUGUGAAUUUUGGUUAAUUAUUGCUGAUCAACCCAUUUGUCGUGACGUUAUUCAACCUUAUUUAGACAAAUUAUUACCUAUUCUAGUCAAAAAUAUGAAAUAUUCCGAAUUAGAUAUUGUUAUUUUGAGAGGUGAUGUGGACGAAGACGAACAUAUUCCGGAUCGUAUGGAGGAUAUUCGCCCUCGAUUUCAUCGCUCUCGAACACGACAACAUGGUGGAAGUGGUGAUCAUACAUCACUCUCACUAUCGUCACCAAAUUCCACGAAUUCAACCAAUCCAUUGCAAAAUUCUAAUUCAAUGACAGAUACAAAUAACAAUAAUACCGAACAGAAUAAUAAUGACGAAGAUGACGAAGAUGAUGAUGACGACGACACAACAGGGACGAGUUCUGAUCAAGCAACUGAAUGGAAUUUACGUAAAUGUUCAGCGGCUGCUCUCGAUGUUCUAUCUAACGUAUUUCGUGAGAUUAUCUUACCUGUAUUGUUACCAUUAUUACGUGAAAUGUUAUUUCAUCAAAAUUGGGGAAUUAAAGAAUCGGGUAUUCUUGUUUUGGGUGCAAUAGCUGAAGGAUGUUCAUAUAGUUUGACACCUCAUCUGCCCGAUCUAAUUCAAUAUCUUAUCACAUGUCUUAAUGAUAAAAAGCCUCUAGUACGAUCGAUUACAUGUUGGACACUCUCGAGAUAUUCAUCCUGGAUUGUACACAACGAAGUUCAGCAACAGAAAUUUUUAAUACCACUUAUGUCAGAACUGUUGAAAAGAAUUCUAGAUGCAAAUAAAAAAGUUCAAGAGGCCGCAUGUUCUGCGUUUGCCACUUUGGAAGAAGAAGCGUGUAUUCAAAUGGUACCUUAUUUGAAACAAAUUCUAGAAACUCUUGUUCAUGCAUUUCGUAAAUAUCAAGCUAAAAAUUUGUUGAUACUAUACGAUGCGAUUGGCACGUUAGCUGAUAGUGUUGGCAAUCAUUUGAAUCGCACUGAAUAUAUUCAAAUUUUAAUGCCACCACUUAUUGAACGAUGGAAUUCAUUAGCAAAUGAUGAUAAAGAUUUAUUUCCAUUGCUGGAAUGUUUAUCAUCAAUUGCCACAGCACUACAACAAGGUUUUUUACCCUACUGUGAACCAGUAUUUGUCAGAUGUAUUCUACUUGUUCAACAAACGAUUGAAUCCACAACGAUGGCACAAGGAACAGCUCAAACAACAGAACAAUCAGAUAAAGAUUUUAUGAUUGUAGCAUUAGAUCUAUUAUCUGGUUUAGCAGAAGGAUUAGGUUCAAAUAUUGAACAGUUAGUGGAACAAUCUAAUUUGUUAACAUUAUUAGAACGUUGUGUACAAGAUCCAAUGGCUGAAGUUCGACAAAGUUCAUUUGCUCUUUUGGGCGAUUUAACAAAAGCGUGUUUUCGUAAUGUUCGCUCGCAUUUAUCAUUUUUUCUUCCAGUUCUCACACAAAACUUGAAUCCGCAUCAUGUUAGUGUAUGUAACAAUGCAAUAUGGGCCAUCGGAGAAAUAUCGCUAGAAAUUGGACAAGAAAUUCAACCUUAUGUACCACAUAUUCUAGAUCAAUUAAUAACAAUUAUAAACAGGUCAAAUACACCAAAGACAUUGUUAGAAAACACAGCCAUCACUAUUGGACGAUUAGGCUUAGUAUGUUCUCAAUCUGUCGCUGCUGAUUUGCAACGUUUUAUUCGACCGUGGUGUGUUGCAUUGCGUAACAUUCGCGAUAAUGAUGAGAAAGAUUCAGCAUUUCGUGGCAUUUGUAAUAUGAUUAUGCUAAACCCAUUAGGCGUGGCAAAUGACUUUAUUUACGUGUGUGAUGCUAUUGCAUCGUGGGAUAAACCACCGCCAGAGCUACAUCAAAAAUUUCAACAAAUUUUAUUAACAUUUAAACAAGAAUUUGGACAAGAUCAAUGGCAACAAUUUACAGAUAGGUUUCCUAUCUCACUUAAACAACGUUUACAAACACAAUACGGGAUUUGA